AUGGGGUUAACUCAUACUUGCUGCAAACCUGAGAAUUUCUGCGACUCCUGGAGGAGAAAUAGAUAUCUUCUUCGAGCAAGCUAUCAGCACCAUGAAUACAAACUUGAGGAAGCUUUGGAAAUGCUCGAACAAUGCUAUCAAGCGUAUCGUGGCCCUAUGGAGAUGUUUCCGUUUAAUUUAUUGGAUUUUUUACUCGGCGACCCUUCGCAAGGAUCUCAAGAUAAUUACGGCAUGGUGAAUUGGCAGCAAAAGGAUCAGUCAUCAGGGAUUGAAGAUGCUGAAGAACUUACUGAACAAGAAGAGCUUACUGGGGAAGGAGGAGAAGUUGCGGAAGAAGUGAUAGACAACGAGCAGAAUGACUGUCGGGGAAAAGAAAGAGACUCAUCACUACUAGUGCAAAGUAUCUAUUUGAGAAUAUCCUAUCGGGAAGCUUGA
This is a messenger RNA of Botrytis sinoallii, 435 nucleotides long. RefSeq lists its product as uncharacterized. Bases 1 to 435 code for a protein of 144 amino acids. Lineage: Eukaryota; Fungi; Ascomycota; Leotiomycetes; Helotiales; Sclerotiniaceae. The transcript has a single exon. The record is from RefSeq and is a predicted model, not a curated record.